Messenger RNA from Raphanus sativus (radish), 995 nucleotides. Its product is annotated as soluble inorganic pyrophosphatase 1. Gene Ontology annotation, molecular function: inorganic diphosphate phosphatase activity; magnesium ion binding. The record is from RefSeq and is a predicted model, not a curated record. Lineage: Eukaryota; Viridiplantae; Streptophyta; Magnoliopsida; Brassicales; Brassicaceae. The transcript has 9 exons. Gene Ontology annotation, cellular component: cytoplasm. Gene Ontology annotation, biological process: phosphate-containing compound metabolic process. The coding region runs from base 122 to 751 and encodes 209 amino acids.
AUUUAACCCAUUUUCUCAUUUUCUAUAAAUAACGUCAUGGCUCGCAGUUGAAGACCACGCGCUUUACUGUUUUUUCUUCUCACUUUCCGCAAGAUUGUUCUGUUCUUGAAACAGUUCCACGAUGAGUGAAGAGGUCAAUAAGCUUCAGAAGCCAACUCCACGUUUAAACGAGAGGAUCCUCUCAUCUUUAUCUAAGAGAUCGGUUGCUGCUCAUCCAUGGCAUGAUCUUGAAAUCGGACCUGGAGCUCCAGUGAUUUUCAAUGUGGUUGUUGAGAUCUCAAAGGGUAGCAAGGUCAAAUAUGAACUUGACAAAAAGACAGGACUAAUCAAGGUUGAUAGGAUCCUUUAUUCAUCAGUUGUGUAUCCUCAUAACUACGGCUUUAUUCCCCGCACAUUAUGCGAAGACAAUGAUCCGUUGGAUGUGCUAGUCAUCAUGCAGGAGCCUGUACUUCCAGGCUGUUUUCUGCGCGCCCGAGCUAUUGGAUUAAUGCCCAUGAUUGAUCAGGGAGAAAAAGAUGACAAGAUCAUUGCCGUAUGUGUUGAUGAUCCGGAGUAUAAGCAUUACACUGACAUCAAAGAACUUCCUCCUCAUCGUCUCACUGAAAUCCGGCGAUUCUUUGAAGAUUACAAGAAGAAUGAGAACAAGGAAGUUGCUGUAAAUGACUUUCUACCGAAUGGUCCUGCUGUUGAAGCCAUUCAGUACUCAAUGGACCUUUACGCUGAGUACAUUCUUCACACCUUGAGAAGAUAAGGGAAGGGCCAUUCCUGCCAAAAGAAAGAGAGAAUUUGUCUGAUUGAAUUUUGAAUAAAGCACGUGUUCAUGAAACUGUUCUGAUGUUUUGACUUUAAAGCUUGUUUUGACUUUAAAGCUUUUUUGUUGUUGUUUUCUUCUGGGGAUCUUUUGUCUGAAGAUUAAAUCCCAGUUGAGUUUUUUUUUCUCUUAUUUGUAUUGGAUCUUUUUAUCCUUUUAAAGUUUCGAUUUCGUUCCAACGAAA